Molecule: messenger RNA, 3078 nt
Organism: Uloborus diversus
Lineage: Eukaryota; Metazoa; Arthropoda; Arachnida; Araneae; Uloboridae
Gene: Cwc25
Product: pre-mRNA-splicing factor CWC25 homolog
Exons: 11
Coding region: 147-1538 (463 amino acids)
Biological process (GO): mRNA splicing, via spliceosome
Cellular component (GO): U2-type spliceosomal complex
Source: RefSeq, a predicted model, not a curated record
AAAAUCCCUUUAUUUUUAUUUUGAAGACGUUCAAUUUUCACUGAUAUUUUUCUUUUUUGAAUAGAAAAGAGAAAAACUUUUUUCACUGGAAGGAGUGCUGGACCAAGUUUUGCUGAUAGAGUGUUUUGAAAUAUUAAAAUUACAUCAUGGGAGGAGGUGAUCUGAAUCUUAAGAAGUCUUGGCAUCCCUCUACACUGAGAAAUAUUGAAAGGGUUUGGAAAGCUGAGCAGAAGCAUGAAGUCGAGAAGCAGAAGAUUGAGCAGCUUCAAAAGGAACUUGCGGAAGAGAGAGCCAGGGAGGAAAUUCAGGCAUAUGCGGAAGAAAAGGGGGUAGUAAAGAAAAAAGAAGAAAAGUUAGAUUGGAUGUAUCAAGGUCCAGCUGCGAUGGUCAACCGAGAUGAUUAUUUGUUGGGUCGUAAAAUCGACAAAAGCUUAGAAAUGUUGCAGCAGCAAGAAAGUGGUGUUGAGUCGAAGAAAGAUGACAGUCCCGGGUCUGACCUAGUUCAACUUCAUCUAAGUUUUCACAAUAAUCAUCCGAUGAGCUGUCAUCUAGUUCAAAAGAACUGCAACUCUCUUCAAUCUCAGAAAGUUUUGAUAUUGGUGGUACCAUGUAUCAGUAGUCAAGAUCUGACUGGCACAGCUACUGUAGACUUAGCAAAUAAGAUUCGUGAGGAUCCGCUUUUCUGUAUAAUGAAAAAAGAAAAAGAACAGAGAAAAAAUUUAUUAACGAAUCCUGUGAAAAUGAAACAAUUGCAACAGCUGCUUCAAGCUUCUCUUGGAAAGAAAAAUAAGAAGCACAAGAAGGACAAGAAAAAGAAGCAUGCUUCCAGUGAAUCAGAUGAUGAAAAACCGGUGAAGAAAUCAAAAGAAACCCACAAAAGUUCUAAUUCAAAGGAUCAAAACACCUAUGAUAGAUAUUAUGAACCUGAAAAAAAUUUCUCUGAUAGAAAAUACAGUAAAACUUGUUCCUCAUCAAAUACAAAAUAUGAAGGGAAGCAAUCAAGCCGUGAAUCAUAUAAAACAUCCAAUGACUUUUAUAAAGAUUCCCAUAAAAGCACAAGGCAUCAAUCUUCACAAAACAGAGCUUAUGAUUCUGAGGAUGAGAGGCAUAAAAGUAGAAGUCAUCAUUCGAGGAAGCGAGAAGCUGAUUCAGUUCGUGAUCACAGGAGCUCAAAAUAUGAAUAUCAUGAACGAGAAGAUAAUUAUAGCAAGAAAUCAAGUUCUUAUCACAAGAAGGAUGAUUAUGAUGCAAGAGGAACUUCCAAAAAAAAACUCGAUUCAGCUGAAAGAGAGCGUCUCCUUCAAGAAAUGCAAGAUAACGCUAAAUGGCGAGAUGAACAACGGAAGCGAAAUACUCAAAGGUACAGAGCCGAAGAUGAAAUGGAAGACAAAUAUGAAAGACUCGACACUUCAGACUUCCUAAAGCCCGUCCUUGCCAAAGUUGCUGGGAAAGGAAGUCUAGAAAAUAGAGUUAAGCAGAAAAUAUUUUCUAUACAGAGGUCAUCAUCUGAUAUGGACAAAAAUUUUGCAAGGCGUUAACAAUCUGCUGGCUGAAAGAUGCGGUUCAAUUUCUUUCAAGUCAUCUGCAAAUAUUUUGAUUUUGCUGAGCGUACAAACGUCAUGUGGAAGACAUUAAAUGAUUAUUACAUUGUGGUUAUUUUAUAUGAAUGUUUUUCAUGUUUGUUUAUAUGUAAAAAUAUGCAUAGUAUUUAUAUGUAUCGCAUUUAUUGUUAGCUAGGAUUAAUUUCAAACAUUAUUUCAAAACAUUUAAGCUUCCAAUAUAUUUACAGAACAUUAUGAUCUAUUUUUUUAAUACAAAACUUUGUAAAAAUAGUUUAUUUCUGUAUGAUGUUUUUAUUCAUAACAUUUUAAAAAUUCUUUUACUAAGUACGUGAAAUAUACCGCCAGCUCAGUCAAUUCCAGCCUAGAACUGCAGUUUCGUGCUUAUUAGCACUCAUCAGCCCGGCAUAGGAGUGACCGAGCUGGAGGUGGAAAACCUCUUAAGGAAGCCAAGAGUGCCAUGAGCUGGCAGUGUAUUUCAUGUAUUUCUGCCUUAGCCCUGGUUAUAGGGCGGUAACUUACUGAGUCUUUUACUAAGUGUUUAAGAAAGUCCAUAUUGACUGGAGGAAACGAUUAUGCCAAAAUUUAUAUAUAUUUUUUAAUUAUCAAAAGAUUGUUAGACAUAAUUUCACAUCUCUAGUUGGAUCAACUAAUACUUUUGCAAUUGGAUAUGCUAUUAGAUUUCUGCCUAGUUUCAAUCAGAAUUUUAAUACAUGCAGAUUUCACUGUAUUCGCAUUCAGGGUUUUGAAAAACUAUGCAGGUACUUGAUUUUAAAGGUCAAGUUCAAAAAUUUUUACUGUAUGCAACACAUCCCCGUAACACUCUGUCAAAUCAGAAUCUGACCAUAUUUUUUGGUCACAAUCCAAAACGAGAAGAGUGAGGCAGAAGAGAAUUAAAUUUUAAAACUUGACUUUUAUUAAAAUAUGCUUUAAGUAUUUUUUAUGUGAUUGAAUGUAUUGAUGGAAUUUUUACAUUAGUUGCCUUUUUUUUUAUAGAGUGGUCUAGAAGUGGGCAUGAUGUUGCACAAGGUCAAGUGCCCUAAAGCUGACAUGUUCAAAGCAUUACCAAUUUUCUGAAAUAGAUUAGAAUGAGUUUUUCUUAAGGAAGAAAAACUUGUUCUAAAGUACUUUAGAAAAUUGAUCAUAAAUACAUUUUACAUUUAAGAUGUCAGCUUUAGGAGACUUUACCUUACUUAUUUUUUCUAAUGCAUAAGUGUUAAAAAUUGGGAUUUUUACUCCGAGUAAAAUCUUGUGUUGCUGAAGGAAGGCAGACUGAAAAAUUAUGGUAGCUUUUAACAAGACCUUAGCGAAAGAGUCUUUCUUCAACUACUACGUUGGAAAAUACAUAUCCCACCCUGACAAGGAGAAAGUGACACAGCUCUAAGUUUGGGGGAAAUGUACCAACUAUUGAUAUAGAAUCAAUUGUGACACAUCAUUAAAAUUUCAUAAUUAUUAAUUUUGACAGCAAAAACUAAGUAGCAAGCACCACAUUAUAAAUUUUUAGAGCAUAUAAUAGAGA